This is a messenger RNA of Trifolium pratense (red clover), 1720 nucleotides long. Its product is annotated as putative GDP-L-fucose synthase 2. The record is from RefSeq and is a predicted model, not a curated record. Bases 332 to 1306 code for a protein of 324 amino acids. Gene Ontology annotation, biological process: nucleotide-sugar biosynthetic process. NCBI's taxonomy places the organism in Eukaryota, Viridiplantae, Streptophyta, Magnoliopsida, Fabales, Fabaceae. The transcript is spliced from 3 exons. Gene Ontology annotation, molecular function: GDP-L-fucose synthase activity.
GGUUUUGGGUUAAAAACAAAUUAACAAGAAUCCAAUUUACAGAAGAUAAGUGCCACUAAGCAUAAAUGCUGAUUCGCAUAUUUAGUGAUAGAAAGAAAGAGUAAUCAGAAAAACCAUUCUCAUUCGAUCUCACCGGAAUCUUUCAGAUCUCAUCUUCCACCACCGGAGUCCGAUUCACCGGAGUUUAAUUCAACCAUUGGAUCGGAUUCCCUUUUACCCACAAACUCAUUCACCCUCUCACGAACACCUUUCAGUUCCAUUGAUUCGCUUCAAAUUUCAGGAUUUGAUUUCGAAUUUUGAAGUGGCAAUAGCUUUAUAUCAAUCCUCAAAUAUGGGAAGCCAAGAUGCUGCAUUGUCAUCAAGUUCAUUUUUAGAUGACAAAUCAGCCAAGGUUUUUGUUUCUGGUCACCGAGGUCUUGUUGGCUCGGCCAUUGUUCGCAAGCUGACUGAACUCGGGUUCACGAAUCUAAUCUUGAGAUCUCAUGCUGAGCUUGAUCUCACUCGACAAUCUGAUGUUGAAGCCUUUUUUGCAUCCACAAAGCCUGAGUAUGUCAUUGUAGCUGCAGCCAAAGUUGGUGGUAUCCAUGCCAACAACACUUAUCCAGCUGAUUUCAUUGCUAUCAACCUCCAAAUCCAGACCAAUGUCAUUGAUUCUGCUUAUCGUAACGGUGCUAAGAAGCUUUUGUUUUUGGGUUCUUCUUGCAUUUACCCUAAAUUUGCACCCCAACCGAUCCCUGAAUAUGCUUUGCUUACUGGCCCUUUAGAGCCAACAAAUGAAUGGUAUGCAAUUGCCAAGAUUGCCGGGAUCAAAAUGUGCCAAGCUUACAGAAUUCAACACAAGUGGGAUGCAAUUUCAGGGAUGCCGACCAACUUAUACGGACCAAAUGACAAUUUCCAUCCCGAGAAUUCACAUGUUUUACCUGCUUUGAUGAGGAGGUUUCAUGAGGCAAAGGUCAAUGGUGCCAAGGAGGUUGUGGUGUGGGGUACCGGCAGUCCACUGAGGGAGUUUUUGCAUGUAGAUGAUUUGGCAGAUGCUGUUGUCUUUAUGAUGGAAAAGUACAGUGGACUUGAGCAUUUGAAUGUAGGGAGUGGAAAGGAGGUUACUAUUAAGGAAUUGGCUGAGUCGAUGAAGGAAGUGGUGGGAUUUGAAGGCGAUCUUGUUUGGGAUAGUACUAAGCCGGACGGCACACCAAGAAAGCUGAUGGAUAGCUCAAAACUUGCAGCCCUUGGUUGGACACCGAAAGUCUCACUCAAGGAUGGGCUUGUUGAUACCUAUAAAUGGUACUUAGAGAAUGUCAAGCAAUGAUACUUCUGGUUUUAAGCAGAUUGUGCCAUAUCAAGUUUUAUAGGUAUUUGUCAUUUCAAUAUGAAGAGUUUAUUUUUAUAAAAUAAUUAUCCAGUUCUAGUGUAUGACCCAUUUUUCUGUACUAUGUGGGAUGAAUUUUUCGGUGCUAUUUUGUUUUUCUUGUUUAAGUUAUCAUGAUAGUGAAGAGCCAUUGUUAAAAACCAUGUUCAUAAGGUUUUUCUGUACCAUCCUUCAAAAAAAGGUUUUUCUGUACCAAGUGUUUUUGUUCCACCAAAUUAUCAUGUGCGUUUGUUGUUUAGUUUGAAUCAUUUACUUUAUAUUGGCCUGUAUCGAGUAAGCACAAGAAAAAAAUGCUGUAUGGUGUAUCAUAUGAUAUCUUCAGUUUAAACCCUAAACCAAAGGAAAUAUUUUGUA